UCAAUUUCAAAGGCCACCAUUUCUGAUGAAGUUUCUGGAAUUGCCCUGGGUCGGUCUCAAUUAGAUGCUGAAGUAAUUAAUUAUGAAAUCUCAGGAGGUCUGGGUGCAAUUGAAUUUUGAAGACGUUAAAGAAGCGAAACUGAAGAGUCGAGCUCAAAAUCAACGUCAACCCCAAGCCAAACAUAAACAUGAAGAAUUUCAAGGAACAAAAGAACAAAAGAAUACUGGUUGUAUUUAAUCAAGACAAUUUUAGCACAUUAGUUAUAGUGAUAUAUAUGUAAUGAUACAAAUUUCAGAUCCUAUAGUUUAGAAAAUCAUGGAAUAUAAGGUUACUGGACCGUUGCCUUUGUUUCUCCUUGAUCUGUGCUCUUAGCUUGAUUACUGGUUUGCUUGAUUUCUGUAAUAAUGAUUUCAGCAUUCA
Molecule: messenger RNA, 421 nt
Organism: Rubroshorea leprosula
Lineage: Eukaryota; Viridiplantae; Streptophyta; Magnoliopsida; Malvales; Dipterocarpaceae
Source: the annotation of a GenBank genome assembly